Cornus florida is the source of this 408-nucleotide messenger RNA. RefSeq lists its product as uncharacterized. Bases 1 to 408 code for a protein of 135 amino acids. The record is from RefSeq and is a predicted model, not a curated record. The transcript has a single exon. NCBI's taxonomy places the organism in Eukaryota, Viridiplantae, Streptophyta, Magnoliopsida, Cornales, Cornaceae.
AUGGAUUGGUUAGCUUUCUUUCGUGCCACGAUUAAUUAUUUCAGAGGUAGAGUUACAAUUUGCACUCCAGAAGGAGAUUAUAUCUUUUUCAUGGGAGAUCGAAGUGAUUCCCAGCCUUCAUCAUUGUAUGGGGUUCGUAAACGAAUUCGUGGAGAUUAUUUCUUGGCUAGUCUUCUAGCCGAAAAAGAUGAUGUUGUGGGAGAAGACUAUCCGGAGGUAGUUCGUGAUUUUCUGGACGUGUUUCCAGAGAAUUUGGCAGAAUUGCUUCCGCACCGAGAAGUGGAGUUUACUAUUGACUUGAUGCUUGGUACCGCACUGAUUUCUAUGGCACCGUAUCGUAAGGCACCAGUUGAGUUGGAAGAGUUGAAGAAACAACUUGAUGAUUUGAGGAUGAGAGGUUUCAUCUGA